UCUUCCUUUGCUUGAGCUUUAUCCAUCCACCUCCAACAAAUCCCAACUCUAUCCCUCACCAACCACCAACACCCUCACAACCAUCACAAUGGCCGCCCUCCGUGUCUCCGCCUCCCGCAUCGCCGGCCAGAUGGCCACCAAGGCCGCUCGCCCUGCCAUGCGUGCCCCCGUUGCCGCCUCCAAGCGCACCAUCAGCACUGCUUCCCCCAUGCAGGCCCUCAAGCGCCAGCAGGCUUCCAACGUCCUGAACGCCACCAAGCGCAACGCUUUCGGCGUCCAGAAGCGUGCCUACUCCUCUGAGAUCGCUCAGGCCAUGGUUGAGGUCUCCAAGAACUUGGGUAUGGGCUCUGCCGCCAUCGGUCUGACUGGUGCUGGUAUCGGUAUCGGUCUCGUCUUCGCCGCUCUCCUGAACGGUGUUGCCCGCAACCCUGCUCUCCGUGGCCAGCUCUUUUCCUACGCCAUUCUGGGUUUCGCUUUCGUUGAGGCCAUUGGUCUUUUCGAUCUCAUGGUUGCCCUCAUGGCCAAGUUCACCUAAGUUAUCUCUCCACCGCCGGCUGGCAACGCUCGUACCGAUCGACCGAGCUCGAGUUGAGACGGAGCCCGUUGGGCUCGAUGCAUUUCGCGGAGUUUUAUGUCCAGCCACUUCCACCGCGUGUGCUGUGUCAUCAUCAUGAUAGAAGGGGACCUGCUUUGUACUUGAUGGGAUAGACUCUGGGGGAGGUACCCCGUAGAUGGAGUGUCGUCUUGGGGUGAUAGAGUUGGGAAAGCGACUGUUUUCCCCAGGGACCACUUGUAAAAUAAAAAGACUCA
Molecule: messenger RNA, 810 nt
Organism: Emericellopsis atlantica
Lineage: Eukaryota; Fungi; Ascomycota; Sordariomycetes; Hypocreales; Bionectriaceae
Product: mitochondrial ATP synthase protein 9
Exons: 3
Coding region: 89-535 (148 amino acids)
Biological process (GO): proton transmembrane transport; proton motive force-driven ATP synthesis
Molecular function (GO): proton transmembrane transporter activity
Source: RefSeq, a predicted model, not a curated record